AAAGCCCAUCCCAUUUUAAUAUUUUAACAACUAACAAAAUAUUGGGCGGUUUAAUUAAUGGCAGAAGGUCAAGAAACUCAAGAAAAGAAGUCUUCAGUAGUUGAUGUCAGUGGAUUUAUUGAUAGUCCGUUAGGUGUACACAAUCUACAGUCGGCAGUACCAACAAUCACUUGUCAAGAUGAAUGCCUAAUGGGAAUAGAUGAAGCUGGCAGAGGACCAGUGCUAGGCCCAAUGGUGUAUGGAAUCAGUUACUGUCCAAUAACAAAGACUAAGGAUCUGGAGAAGUUAAAAUUUGCUGACUCUAAAGUUCUUUCUGUAUCACAGCGUGAGGACCUCUAUCAUACAAUAACUGAAUGCAACGAAUGGUUGGGCUGGAAGGCAUGCAUUCUCUCGCCAAAUUAUCUCUCUAAUUGCAUGCUAAGGAGGAGUAAAUAUAAUUUAAAUUCAAUCUCGCAUGAUACUGCUAUUGAUUUAAUUAGGAAGGUUCUUUCUGAUGGCGUCAAACUCACUGAAGUAUAUGUAGAUACAGUGGGGAAGCCAGAGUCUUACCAGUCGAAACUAGAGAGCAUUUUUCCUCAGUUGAAGGUCACAGUCACUAAAAAAGCUGACAGUUUAUUUCCUAUUGUCAGUGCUGCUAGUAUUUGUGCCAAAGUUAUCAGAGAUGCUUGCCUAACAGAAUGGAAGUUCACAGAGGGUGAUGAUUGCUAUAGUAAAUCAUUUGGUUGUGGAUAUACAUCAGAUACUACAACAAUAAAUUGGAUGAAGGAUUGUAUUGAUCCUGUUUUUGGAUUCCCAACUCUUGUCAGAUUCAGUUGGUCGACUGCCAGUAAGAUGCUGGAAUCAAAUGGACUCUUAGUGAAAUGGCCCGAUGAUGACGAAGAUGAAGAACAGAAAGCAAAUUGUCCUAAAAUUAGUUUAUUUUUUGGAAAAGCAAAGACUAAUGGAGAUGGGCCUAAACCGGCAAAGAGACAUAGAUACUUUGAAGAGAGGAAACUAGAAGCAGUUGACCAUUUUAUUUGAUCCUAUAGAUCAUUUCAUGAGCACAUUUAAAAUUUAUUAUUAUUAGAAGAAGAGGCUGGGUGAAGUGCAAAAUACCCUUGGUAAUUCUUUGUUUGAAGUGUUAACUCAGCAUUAUUAUUUUUUAUACAAUAGUUGCAUCAUUUUAACAGGUGACUGAUAAGAACGUGCUCACAUCGUGCCACACAUGUCCACGAAUUUUAUUAAUGACCUAUGAAUAUCAUUAUAUAAAGCCUCAGCCUUCAAUAAAAUUGAAUUGUCUCUUCAACCUUCAAACUCGCCAUCGGUUCUCUCUCUGACGUUUUGUUAUUGUCGUGAGUUCUCUUCCAAGUCAAGAAGUAGUUUCUAAUAUCACUGGAUCAAUCAUGUUAGAAGCUCUGUCUCGCGUUCUUCUCUUACCUGUCAACAUAAUCGUUGUCCUAGUCCUCCUCCCGAUAGUAUUGAUCGGCCAAGCUAUUAGCGGUAUAAGUAGUCUGAUGGGGUUGCUCUCUCUCGUUCAGUCUGGUGACAUCUCAGAAGCCGUGGCGUUUUUGAGAUCGGACAGUUCUGAUCCAAGAAGGAAGUUAAUUCUUUCUGAGAAAUUCCCGAACAGUAUAGCAGUUAGAUCCUAACCAUCCAUAGACUCCUCUAAUUAUUGUUAUAAAUACUCUGAAGGCAAAAUAACUCUUCUAUUGAUCUCCCCUAGUGUUUAUUCCCUGUAACAAUUAUUACAUGUAUUAAUUUUUGAUCAUUCAUUUUGCUGUCAACAACAUUA
This is a messenger RNA of Amphimedon queenslandica, 1771 nucleotides long. RefSeq names its product ribonuclease H2 subunit A-like. The transcript has 8 exons. Gene Ontology annotation, biological process: mismatch repair; DNA replication, removal of RNA primer. Lineage: Eukaryota; Metazoa; Porifera; Demospongiae; Haplosclerida; Niphatidae. The record is from RefSeq and is a predicted model, not a curated record. Gene Ontology annotation, molecular function: RNA binding; RNA-DNA hybrid ribonuclease activity. Gene Ontology annotation, cellular component: ribonuclease H2 complex. Bases 58 to 1020 code for a protein of 320 amino acids.